Didymella exigua CBS 183.55 is the source of this 1870-nucleotide messenger RNA. RefSeq names its product MFS general substrate transporter. Bases 280 to 1785 code for a protein of 501 amino acids. NCBI's taxonomy places the organism in Eukaryota, Fungi, Ascomycota, Dothideomycetes, Pleosporales, Didymellaceae. Gene Ontology annotation, molecular function: transmembrane transporter activity. The record is from RefSeq and is a predicted model, not a curated record. Gene Ontology annotation, biological process: transmembrane transport. The transcript is spliced from 5 exons.
CCCUCUCAUCCAGCACGCGAUCUCGUCACCGAGCGCUUGGACUUCAUGACUCCACAGCGUCUAUCAACCGUCGGUUUACCCCAGCUUGGGGUAAACUAAAAUGGAUCCACAGAUAAGUAGCAUGAUGAUGUACCGGCAAGCGAGGAUGGGUGUUAUGAGCCGUGGGAGUGCUGAUAGGCAGCGGUAUAAAGACCCAGGUGCUCUUCUCCUUGAUGUGUCCAGCCUCGAGCUCAGAACAUCUUCACCAUCUUUGCUGAGCUACCAAAGUCUUCCAUCAAGAUGUCUGAAUUCGACGCUGCUCCACCCAACACACAUGCUGGUGGUAAAGACAAUGCACUCCGCACGAAAGGCAACGACCCCAUGACUGUCCCCGUCGACGUCGACAUCGGAUACGCAGAGGAAAGGAUCAACAUGGAGGAGUAUGAGCGAACAGUCCCGCUGUGGAAACGCGUGUGGCAGCAUAGCUUGACACAAAUGGUGCUGCUCAGCGUGCAAGCCUUCUGUGGUCCUGCCAUGGCGGACGCUAUUGCUGGCCUUGGUGGAGGAGGUCUUGCAACACCCCAAACAUCGAAUAUCGCGACCGCAAUCAACUACACCAUGUUGGCCAUCUGUUGUGCUCUAGGCGGACCGAUUGUCAACAAGCUCGGUACAAAGUGGUCCUUGGUCAUCGGCGCUUGCUCGUUUCCCAUCAGAGGUUCAUCAUACUACUGCAACAGUAAGUUCGGCAACCAAUGGUAUCUGAUUCUAGGUGGCUUCUUCACUGGCAUUGGUACGGGCACCUGGUACGUUGCCGAGAGUGGUACGAUCAUGUCGCUUGCGCCUUCCAACUCUCGUGGAAAGUACCUUGCUUUGUGGAUCGUCGCUCGCAACCUUGGACAGCUGGUAGGAGGUGCCAUCAAUCUCUCCAAGAACCACGUCAAGGGUGUGACUGGUGGCGUCACUCCUGACACAUACAUCGCAUUCUUGAUCAUCGAAUGCAUGGCUCUGCCAUUCGCCUUCCUCAUCUCGCCUCUAGAGCGCGUGGUCAGGUCCGACGGCACCAAGAUCCUUGUAUCCGAGAAGUUGUCAACGAAGACAGAAUUUAAGAUGAUCAAGGUCACUAUGACCUCAAAACUCAUCAUGCUUUCAGCUCUUUGGGCUGUCUGGUCCUUCUUCUACAGUGGCACAUGGUCGACCUACCUGGGAACCUACUUUAGCGUUCGAGCUCGUGCGCUGUCGUCACUUGUCUCUCCUUUCUUCUGCAUCGUUGGAUGCUUCGCUCUGGGCUUCGUCCUUGACAUGAAGAAGCUAAGCCAGCGACGAAGAGCUCAGAUCGGUCUCUUCAUGGUCGUCAUCCUCAACCUCGGCGUUUACAUCUGGUCAAUCGUCAUGCAGGCCAGAUUCAACAGCAAUAACCCUGGCAAAAUCGACUGGGAGGAUGCGCUGUACGCACGCUCCUUCUUACCCUACUUCUUCGUGCAGACAACUGGUCCACUGUCACAGUCGUACAUGUACUGGCUGCUAUCUUCGUUUGCGACUGACGCACAAGCGAACGUUCGCAACGGUGCCGCAUUCCGUUGUCUCGAAGCUAUCGGUCAGGCCAUCUCAUACGGCAUGAACACCCAGAUCAAAACCAGCCCUCUCAUUGGAUUUUGUGUUACCUUUGGCCUCAUGGCUCUUGCCUUCGGUCCCAUGUUGGUCUUGGUCAACUCGACCCCAGACCGCAUUCCCGCCGAUGUAACUGCGGAGGAAAUUGAAUGUGCGGAAAGCAAGGUUGGCGCCGUGAGCAUCGACGUAAAGGCUUGAAGUACGAGAAAGUUGGUCUUGAAUGUUUCAGAGCCUUCCAUGAGCACGAGGUAGUUCAAGAAUUAAUCAAGUGUCCAUCCACUCA